Molecule: messenger RNA, 369 nt
Organism: Phytophthora nicotianae INRA-310
Lineage: Eukaryota; Oomycota; Peronosporomycetes; Peronosporales; Peronosporaceae
Exons: 2
Source: RefSeq, a predicted model, not a curated record
AUGGUCGCACCCUCCUCUUGCCUAAGGAGCGACACAGUGGGGAGCGAGUCUUCAUUGGCGCCUGCUGGUGUUGGUGUGCCUGGGAACGCUCCGAGGAAAGACGACACGGCGAGAGACGAUGAGAAAGUCGAAGUCGUGACUGUCGGGAACGUUGUGAAUGAGGCUGGAACGGUUCCGGACGCUGGAAGCGUCGAGAUCAUGGAAGUUGGACAUGAAUCGAUGAUGGAGGAAGUCUCCUCCAUUGCGGGAAAGAGGACUGGAGGAGCGGGGAACGCUCGUCUCCAGGAGGAAGGCGAGGCGAUUCGCAGGCAGGAUGCUGGCGACAUCGUGACGGAAUCAAGGGAGGUGAAGGAAAGUACCAAGGGCGAG